Molecule: messenger RNA, 1826 nt
Organism: Hippocampus comes (tiger tail seahorse)
Lineage: Eukaryota; Metazoa; Chordata; Actinopteri; Syngnathiformes; Syngnathidae
Gene: slc35b4
Product: solute carrier family 35 member B4
Exons: 9
Coding region: 137-1234 (365 amino acids)
Biological process (GO): UDP-N-acetylglucosamine transmembrane transport
Cellular component (GO): Golgi membrane; endoplasmic reticulum membrane
Molecular function (GO): UDP-xylose transmembrane transporter activity; UDP-N-acetylglucosamine transmembrane transporter activity
Source: RefSeq, a predicted model, not a curated record
CGGAGCACUUGACGUGUGUCGGAGAGUUGGCGUCCAAGCAGCGGGCGGCCUCUCCAGGGAACUCAGAUUGCGGCUUGACGGCCGGCAUGCUUUCCUUCACGCUUUCCUUUUAAAACUUGCGUUUCGGCGAGCCGCCAUGGGCACCGUUUCUGCCAUUCUUUUGGUUUUUCUAGGAUGUUGUAGCAAUGUGGUUUCUCUCGAGCUGCUUGUGAGAGAGUUCCCAGGAUGCGGCAACAUCGUCACGUUCGCGCAGUUUGUGUUCAUCGCGUUGGAGGGAUUCGUCUUCGAGACGCGUUUGGGCACCAAGAAGCCCGCCAUCCCCAUCAGCAACUAUGUGAUCAUGGUGACCAUGUUCUUCACGGUCAGCGUGAUCAACAACUACGCUCUCAACUUCAACAUCGCCAUGCCGCUCCACAUGAUCUUCAGAUCGGGCUCUCUCAUCGCCAACAUGGUCCUGGGCAUCGUCCUCCUGAAGAAAAGGUAUUCGCCCAGCAAGUAUUUGUCCAUCGCGUUUGUCUCCGCCGGCAUCUUCAUCUGCACCAUCAUGUCCGCCAAGCAAGUGAAUGUGGCCAGCGAGGGCCAGGAGGAGCGAGGCCUCUACGCCUUCAUGCGUUGGCUUGUCGGAAUCGGCAUGUUGACGUUUGCUCUGAUCAUGUCGGCACGCAUGGGAAUUUUCCAGGAGACGCUGUACAAGAAGUACGGGAAACAUUCCAAAGAGGCGCUUUUUUAUAACCACUUCCUGCCUCUGCCGGGCUUCCUGCUCCUCUCCACGGACAUCUACAACCACUGCGUCCUCUUCAGUCAGAGCACGCCGGUGCUCGUUCCGCUCGUGCAACUGAACGUUCCGGUCAUGUGGCUCUACCUCCUCGUCAACGUGGUCACGCAGUAUCCUUUUCUCGCCGUCCCGCCCGGUUUUCCCGCUCGUGGUCCUUGUCUGCCUUUAACCGCCGGCGCUCAGGUACGUGUGCAUCCGCGGCGUGUUCAUCCUGACCACCGAGUGCGCCUCGCUCACCGUCACCCUGGUGGUGACUCUGAGAAAGUUCCUCAGCCUCAUCUUCUCCAUCGCGUACUUCCAAAACCCCUUCACGGCGUGGCACUGGGCCGGCACGGCCGUGGUCUUCGUGGGCACGCUGCUCUACACCGAGGUGUGGAGCGCCGUCACGGCGGCCAGGAAGAAGGCCGAGUGACGGCGUUGAGGAGGGACACUUUUGCAUUUUAUGCUGGGCACUCUUAAAACCAGUGGUGGGAAGCAAGCAAGUACACGUCGUUUGUUGCUGUACUUGGGCAGAGUUUUUUUUUUUCUUCUUCUUCUUCAGGUUUCUCUACUUGGCUUGGGUAUUUAUUUUUAGGACCACUUUUGACUUUUACUCUCUCCAUUUGAAAACAGAGUGUGUACGUUCAGUUCCUCGGUCAAAGUAGCAUUGUUACUUUUUACAGUUUUGUUUUGAUAGCAUAGAAAUCAAGCAAACGUGAGCUACAUGCAACCUCAUUUGGGUUCCUCUUCCCAAUGCAAGCUCUCAAGUCGUAAAAGAGGGGGACUUUUUUUUUUUUUUUUAACCCUGUACCAACUUAUAAAAAUGGUAUUGUGUGUAAUUGGUCAUAAAAUUGCAAUGUUGCUUUUUUACUUUUUGAGUGCAUACUUUUUUUUUUUUUUUUUUUUUUUUUUACGGUAUUUCACGUACACGACCCAUCACUGUUUGAAACACACAACCUACCAACUCAAAUGUCUGCCCUGGUUCUUUCUCGGACAGCUGUUUUGAACCAUGAUUUUUGUUGUUGUUGUUGUUAGUGGUUCUCACCAAAGUAAACUACACUAUGUUUAAAAA